This is a messenger RNA of Arctia plantaginis, 240 nucleotides long. Lineage: Eukaryota; Metazoa; Arthropoda; Insecta; Lepidoptera; Erebidae. The record is from the annotation of a GenBank genome assembly.
AUGGGUAUAAUUACAUCCUGCUGUAGACCAUCUGCUUCAGAAGUACUAACACCAGAUGCCGAGACCAGGCGUCGUCAGCAGAGUGAGGCAGCUGAGCGACGUGUGGCAGAAAAUGCUACCCGAGGUAUCAAAGAUGUUGAGAAAGUUCAACGCAUGCAACAGAGAAGUGAGGAGAUGGAGAAGAGGGAGAGGGAACUUGCUCAGCAGGGUGGAGCUUCCUUGAAGUGGACGGCAAACUGA